CGGCGCUCUCCAGAACCGUAUAAAGUAUACCGCCAUCGAUAGUGCGUAUGUUACUGGACGCCUAGGCCGCUCCAUUCCGAAGUCAAUUGUAAGCGUUCCCGCCGUGCUUUCAGUACUUCUUAGCAUAUGAGUACCUCCGGUCUAUGCUCUUGAAUAUUCUGUACUCCUCUUGCUUGUCUCCGUCUCUUGAGGCUUGUGUAACUUGGCGCUUGAGCUUGUACAAACUCAGUUCUGGCAAUAUGGGGUUCUUUGGUAAGAGAGCCAACGAUGCUCCGCCUGAGAUCUUGAACUGGAGGCUAUGGUUUGGUGUCUUUGUGUUCGGCCUCAUGGGCGCCGCUCGUGGUCUUGACGAAGGUCUGAUUGGCACAACCGCAUCGCAGAAGAGUUUUAGCAAGCUGUUCGGCUUGAAGAGCACUCACCUUACGAAGAUCGAGCAAGCCAACCUGCUUUCCAAUAUCACUUCCAUGGUGCAGUUAGGAUCUGUCCUUGGCGCAAUCGUUGCAUUCUACUUCACGGAUAAGAUUGGCCGCUUGUGGGCUACGAGGCAACUGUGUGUUAUCUGGAUUAUUGGGAUCGCCAUUUUCGUGAGUGCGUCUACGAAUGGAAGCAUUGGUAUGGUAUACACUGGACGCUUCAUCGCUGGCGUGGGUAUCGGCCAGACAACCGUUGUUGCACCCACCUACUUGGCGGAGAUCUCGCCACGCUUCACUCGGGGCCUGUGUGUCGGCAUGUUCUCUGGAGCAGUGUAUCUCGGCAUCAUGCUGGGCUACUUUGCAUCCUGGGGCUGCUCGAUCCACGUCAGUAAUACCAACCAGCUGCAAUGGGUGUUGCCGAACUUGAUGCACAUCUACUUCGCGACCAUCAUCUUUGGACUCUCCUUCCUUGCCAUCGAGUCACCAAGGUGGCUUGUCAAGGUCGGACAGCACGAACGGGCAACGAAGAAUCUGUCUAAGCUCCGUGGCCUUGCACCUGACCACUGGUACAUCCAAUCCGAGCUGAUGGACAUCCGCGAUCAAUUGGAGCGCGAGCGAGAAGCCACAAUGGGCACCAGUUGGCUUGGACCUAUCCGCGAGCUGGUCACGAUUCCGCGCAACAGCUACUGCUUGUUCCUGUCGAUCUUCGCUCAACUCUUGGGACAAUGGUCCGGUGCGAACAGUAUCACCAUUUACGCUCCACAGUACUUUGAAUUAAUGGGGACAACGGGCCAGAACGAGAAGCUGUUCGCUACCGCAGUUUUCGGCGUGGUGAAAUUCGUGUCGGCCAUGAUCUGCGCGCUGUUCCUGAUAGACUUCAUCGGACGCAAGCGCAGUCUCAUGACUGGCAUUUCGUUGCAGCUGAUUGCCAUGCUUUACAUGGCACUCUUCCUCGUCAUUGAUCAGACUGUCGGCAACACGAACGUGGAACAGUCCGCAAGCCAGAGGAGCGCCGCUAAGGGUGCCAUCGGCAUGAUCUACAUUAGCGGCUUUGGAUGGGCAAUGGGCUGGAAUAGCAUCCAAUACCUCAUCAACUCCGAGAUCUAUCCGCUCCGUCUCCGUGCCAUUGGCGCCUCCAUUGCCAUGACAUUCCACUUCGUUAACCAAUACGGUAACAGCAAGGCUGUCCCAGAGAUGUUCAUUACUCUGACCACAGGCGGUACGAUGUUUUUCUUCUCGGCUGUCACGCUGCUUGGUCUAGGCUGGGUCUGGUUCUUCCUCCCUGAGCUUGCCAACAAGAGUCUCGAGGCUGUUGAUGCGGUCUUCGAACUCCCGUGGUACUUGAUCGGCAGAAAGGGCAAGGAACUGACAGAGGGCCUUGGUGGCGCAGUCGAGAACUUUGGAGAAGCGAAGGCAGGCAUUGACGCCGUGGAAGAGGUUGGAGAGGUGGAGCACAAGGCAUGAUCAGACCAUCGCUUUAACCGAGUCAAGUGACGUUUGCUGCUUUACCCAUCUGCUUCUCUUCCUCGCUACUUGCUCGCUCCGCCGUCUUACGCUCUUUCUUCAGGUUCGCUAGGCAUGGCGCGUGGAACAGUGCUCCCGACCAUGCGCCUCGUGCGGUACCCACAGCAAUGACCAUCCAGAGUGCGAUGACUGCAGUGCCAAAGAUAGUGCCCAGAAUGCGGAAGAAGCGAGAAGGCAACUCUUCG
Molecule: messenger RNA, 2122 nt
Organism: Baudoinia panamericana UAMH 10762
Lineage: Eukaryota; Fungi; Ascomycota; Dothideomycetes; Mycosphaerellales; Teratosphaeriaceae
Exons: 5
Coding region: 240-1877 (545 amino acids)
Biological process (GO): carbohydrate transport; transmembrane transport
Cellular component (GO): membrane
Molecular function (GO): carbohydrate:proton symporter activity
Source: RefSeq, a predicted model, not a curated record